This is a messenger RNA of Candida albicans SC5314, 864 nucleotides long. RefSeq lists its product as uncharacterized. The record is from RefSeq and is a predicted model, not a curated record. The coding region runs from base 1 to 864 and encodes 287 amino acids. The transcript has a single exon. Lineage: Eukaryota; Fungi; Ascomycota; Pichiomycetes; Serinales; Debaryomycetaceae.
AUGAAAUCAGAUCUAAAAACAUAUCGCUCCAAAGUUUUAUUUGAGUGUAAAGACGGAGCUAGCCUAUAUUCCAUACCAUGCACAGAUAAUCUAUCCACUAUUAAGUUUACAGAACGAAACAAAAUAUGGCAAGGAUCAUUACUAUUCAUCGAGGAAGAACAAUUAUCCAACUCAUAUAUGGAAGGAUUUGAACAAACGAAAAACGAUAAGUUCAUAAUCCAUCCAUUUUUGAAAAUGAAAAGUAAAUUAGAAUUUCGAAAUGGACGAUAUCUAUGGGGAGAAACAUGGUAUUGUCCCGUUGUUGAAGAUUUAAAUUUAUCCACAACGACUGCAACUAAUGUUGAUGUACAAAAAGUUACCAAAAUAAGCCAUGAUGGAACCAAUACUAUUGAACAAAUUUCAAGUAAUAAAUUCAAAGUGAUAGUUCAACUACCAAAUUCAGGAUAUAAACCAUAUUACCGUAAUCAUUCACCAGAUGAUUUACCCCAAGUUGCACUCGGAUUGGAAUUUGAAAAUCCCGAUAUGGCUGCUCAAUUUGAAUAUAUGUUGGCUGUUUAUGAUGCUAGAUUCAAAUAUGAACUGCAACUGUAUUAUUAUGAUCGAAUGGUAUAUGCUGUAAAUAUAAUAAAUUUCAAAACUAUUAUGCAAGAACAGGAAGAAGAGGAAGAAGAAGACAUUCAUGAGUUGACUGAAGAGUUUAAAAAUCAGAAUAUUACUGAUGAGUUUAGCUAUUAUGAAAAAACUUCAAAAGAAUUAGAAGAGUUUGAAAAAGAAAAUGCUAACAAGUUUGACCACGAUACUAAUGAUGAUGAUGAUGGUAAUGACGACGAGGAUGACGAUUUUGGAGAUUUUAUUGCAUGUUGA